AGCACCUUCCCCAAUAACAACAAAUGAAACCAAUACCAAUACUACCAAUAACAAUAUAGGUUCUUCUCCAACUCAAUUAGAACCAACAGCAACUAAAAAGAAAAAGAAGAGGAAAAAAAAGACUAUUAAUCCAACAAGUGAAGGAGAUGGAGAUAGUGGGAGUGAAAAGAAACGUGUAAAACAAUUACCACCACUUCAAACAUCACCAAAAGGUUUAGAUCAUGUUAUAGAUGAAAGUACAAGUAAUGUUGUUGGUACAAGACCUAAAUUAUCAGAGAUUGGAAGUGCAAAUGAACUUUUAAAAGAUCUUAAUUUGGGUGAUUUAAAUCCAAAGAAGAAACUUAAUCCAAUUCAAUUACAAUUUAAAAAACAAGAUGAUCCAUUUCUACUCCAACCAAAAAAGACUUUAUCAGAACUAAUGUUUUAA
Naegleria gruberi is the source of this 427-nucleotide messenger RNA. RefSeq lists its product as uncharacterized. The transcript has a single exon. The annotation marks the transcript as partial. Lineage: Eukaryota; Heterolobosea; Eutetramitea; Acrasida; Naegleriidae. The record is from RefSeq and is a predicted model, not a curated record.